GGCGCGCAUGCGCCCAAGAGGAGGCACGGCGCCUUCCCGAGCGAAGGGCAAGACGGUAGCCGGGAGGACACCGGGAGGCGGACGGUGGCCGACGAGGUCGGGCAUGGAGCAUCUGGAGUGCUGCGCGAGGUUCCUCCGGGGGACGCUGGUGCGAGCGGCGGUGCGGCGCUACCUGCCCUGGGCGCUGGCGGCCUCCAUGCUGGCGGGCUCCCUCCUCAAGGAGCUCUCCCCGCUGCCCGAGAGCUACCUCAGCAACAAGCGCAACGUCCUCAACGUGUAUUUUGUCAAACUGGCCUGGGCCUGGACCUUCUGUCUCCUCCUGCCUUUCAUUGCCCUCACCAACUACCACCUGACAGGCAAGGCCGGCCUGGUCCUGCGGCGGCUGAGCACCCUGCUUGUGGGCACGGCCAUCUGGUAUGUCUGCACAGCUCUCUUCUCCAACAUCGAACACUACACGGGCAGCUGCUACCAGUCGCCGGCCCUGGAGGGGGUCAGAAAGGAGCACCAGAGUAAGAAGCAGUGCCACGGGGAAGGAGGCUUUUGGCACGGCUUUGACAUCUCAGGCCACUCCUUCCUGCUGACCUUCUGUGCCCUCAUGAUUGUGGAGGAGAUGGCUGUGCUGCAUGGGGUGAAGACGGACCGAAGCCACUGCCUCCACACCGCCAUCACCACCCUGGUGGUGGCCCUGGGCUUCCUCACCUUCAUCUGGGUGUGGAUGUUUCUGUGCACGGCCGUUUACUUCCACGACUUGUCCCAGAAACUGUUUGGCACCCUGUUCGGUUUGCUGGGCUGGUACGGGACCUAUGGGUUUUGGUAUCUGAAACCCUUUUCCCCAGGACUUCCUCCCCAGAGCUCUAGUUUGAAUUUGAAGCAAGACAGUUACAAGGAAUAAAAGAGAAACAAAAGGGGUGAUAGAUAGCAGGGCAAUGGCUAAUGUAUUUUUCAUGAUUUUUCUUGGCUACUUGACUAAAGUAUCAGUCCUCCUUCAGCGAGGUUGCUCACCAGGCGGUUUUGGUGAGUGGUGGUGGAGUCUGGGGAGGGACUUGAAUCCCCACACUUCUUGGCCAUGUCAUCUUGUGUCACAAACACCAACCACCCUUCCCAGUCGGGCACUUUUUGUCCCUGGCAAGACUUGACCUUAAUCUGGAAUGUCCCUUUUGUCCCUAGAGGGCAGAGCUAAGGCUCAGAGAGACGACAGAAUCAGGAAGGCCUCCACUGUGUGGCUGGAGGGGAGGCCAGGGCCUCAGCACCCUUCUCUGCCACUGUCAUUCUCUCCCUGAUUCUAGUCAUCUUGUGUUUUAAUGGCUGACUUAACGCUGUUAUUUAAUAAUAUUGCCCUCUGGUCAGCUUUGCGUAAGCAUUUAUUUCCAGCAGGGUUCUUUAUAAAACAACCACCUGCCUGAAGAUACUCUCUGGUGGUGGUAUUUGUUUAUCCUCAGAAUGUUCUAUAUCACAACUGGCUUGUGAUUACCUACCAAAACAGUUCAACUGGAGUGCCUCUGUGGCUGAGUAUUGGAUGAUUUUUGUGUAACGAACAUUGCCAGUUUUCUGUCUGUGUUGCCCAGUUUUACUGGCUUUUGGAGCAAUAAGGUUACCUUUUUUCCCUACUAUUUUGAGCAAACGCUUUAUUGUUUUCAAUAACAACUAUGGCAUUUGUUCUGUGUUGACAAAACUCCUGACGAUAACCCACAACCUCGAUGCUGCACUUUGGCACAUGUGUGGAUAGCUUUGAGGGUUUUCUUAGAACACUAAUUUACUUUUUAUAAACCAGACUCCUGGAUUAUGGUAUUAAACUCCCCCUUGCUUCAUGGGGCUGUUUUCUCUAUUAAGAAUAAAACCUGAAAGCAGACAUUUUAAUACUAACUUGAUGAAAUUUAAGCUGAGUCAGAGUAACUUUGCAAAAUGCAUACUUGCACUGAAACUUUCCUGACCACGCAUCAGUGGUGUAAGCUGAACGGUGUCCUUCAGACUCGGCUGAUAAGUACAAUGACCAGUCUGCUGUGGCCCAAGGAAUUUUUACAUUUUGGACAAGAUUAUGAUAAAUUGGAGGUGAAGGAAAACGUCUUCCAUUGUCUCUGAUGGCAGGAAGCCUACUGUUUGCAAAAAUGUUCCUGUUAAAUGUCGGCACGACUUUGGCCCUACCCUCCACCAGACCCAAACUGGGCCUGCUCAGCUGGCCUUGAAAUCGGUCUUUCCUUUCCCCUUUGCACACUUCUCAGUGUCCAACCUGUCCUUCUGUGGCCUGUCACCUUCACCCGCAAAGGUACGUUUACAUCUCUGUGAUAAGACACUCCCUCGCCACCCGUCAUCUCCACAGGUUGCAGGCUGUCUAUUUACUGUCUCCUUAGGCCUUUUGUACCCAGCCCUUCACAUUUUGGAUAAUCAUCCUGGAAGCUUCCUUGAUGCUCCUUCUCUCCCUCAAAGCUAAGCCUGACAAGCACUACACUUAACUGCCUUAACUCAAGCUUACGUGUUAGGAGCUUGAGGCCUGAAAAACCUUCAGGGUAAAUUGUAUUUCUUAUAAAGAUGUAUUUAAAAUAUAUAUUUGGUAUCCCACCAGGCUGCAUGUUAAUUUGUAUCGAUCAAAAUGUGAGGUAUAUACGUUGUACCGAAAGGUGGCAGAAAUGCUGGCUCUGAGAUUUUGGAGGUGUCACCCGUGGUGCUUUGGGACGUUGGGAGCAUUGGCAAGAUAUGACGGGCCCCAUGAGAUUUUUUUUGCCCUUUGGAGUUUUCGUCUGUAAACGGAGAGGUAGAGUAGGCGGGGUGGGGGGGGGGCUUGUUGAAGGGGUUGAAGUCUCUCCUGAGUUUCAUGUUCAGCACCAAAAGGCAACAGACACAAGGUGACUCUAUGUGUCUAUUUGUCACACUUAAAUACCCAGACGUUUCCCCCUGGCAGAUCUGAUUCAGGCUCAGCAUUAAAAUUAACUCUGUGGAAAGUGUCAGUUACCGACCCUUGUGUACUGAGCAGUCUUCUAUCACUUCCUGUUCAGUCUUAGCACCCUCGCCUUUUCCUUGGGAACGUGCUCCCUACCCCUCUGUGAGGCAGCGUGGUUUGGUGAAAGAGUUUGGGCUUAGGAAGAUGCGAGAUGUGGGUUCAAAUAUUGGUACCACCAUGGUGUCUGACCACAGGCAAGUUUCGUGUCCACACCUGGACAGUGGAGAUGAUACGUUAGGAUUACGGGAAAUGAUGUAUGUAAAACACCCAGCACAUGCGCUUAGCGGACCAAAAUCCCUCAUCUCCUUUUUCCUCACCUAAAGCCUUUAGAACUUCUUGGCUCCUUAGAGGAGGCAGGGAAACUAACAUCUACUUUUGAGUACCAUUUGGGGUCUGCGUCUCCUGUUGAAAUAGUCUUGUAUCAUCUUUUGAAAAGUGUCUGUUGUCCCCAGGUGCUGAGCAAGAGGCUUUGAAGGGCAUCUGUGAUCCCAGAAUACCACCAUGCUUGUUUGGCGUCUCCACACUGAGGUUCAUUCACUGACACCUCAUUUUCCAUGUGCAUCUGUCGUAGUCUGAGUACCAGAUUGUAUUUAGAGUUUGGCUCCUGCCACUGUUACAUACACACAGAUCGUGUGUGUAAACAAGCAAAUUAAGUAAACCGGAGAUAAUGAAAUCCCA
Messenger RNA from Lynx canadensis (Canada lynx), 3613 nucleotides. It is a transcript of the gene FITM2, whose product is annotated as fat storage inducing transmembrane protein 2. Gene Ontology annotation, biological process: lipid storage; phospholipid biosynthetic process; lipid droplet organization. The transcript is spliced from 2 exons. Gene Ontology annotation, cellular component: endoplasmic reticulum membrane. Bases 8 to 892 code for a protein of 294 amino acids. NCBI's taxonomy places the organism in Eukaryota, Metazoa, Chordata, Mammalia, Carnivora, Felidae. The record is from RefSeq and is a predicted model, not a curated record.